Periophthalmus magnuspinnatus is the source of this 1164-nucleotide messenger RNA. Its product is annotated as H-2 class II histocompatibility antigen, E-S beta chain-like. The record is from RefSeq and is a predicted model, not a curated record. Gene Ontology annotation, biological process: peptide antigen assembly with MHC class II protein complex; immunoglobulin production involved in immunoglobulin-mediated immune response; positive regulation of T cell activation. Gene Ontology annotation, molecular function: MHC class II protein complex binding. The coding region runs from base 87 to 836 and encodes 249 amino acids. Lineage: Eukaryota; Metazoa; Chordata; Actinopteri; Gobiiformes; Gobiidae. The transcript is spliced from 6 exons. Gene Ontology annotation, cellular component: MHC class II protein complex; membrane.
GUCAGUGUGAGACUCAGUUUGGGUCAGACACUGUGUUUGAGUGAGAUCAGAGGUCAGAGGUCAGAGGUCAGGGUCAGAGGUCAGACAUGAGAAGGACCUGUGUGUGUGUGUGUGCUCUGCUGCUGCUGGGGCUUCAAACUGCAGAUGGAUAUUUACAUGUUGUGACACACAGCUGUGAGUUCAACUCCACUGACCCUAAGGACAUACAGUACAUUUACUCUCAUUUCUACCACAAACUGGAGUACAUCAGGUUUGACAGUCGAGUCGGGAAGUUUGUGGGAUACACAGAGUACGGAGUGAAGAACGCAGAGAGAUGGAACAAAGAUCCUGCAACGCUCGAGAGGCGGAGACAUGAGAAGGACAGACUCUGUGUCAACAACAUCAACAUCUGGAACGAUGCCAUCCUCUCCAAAUCAGUGGAGCCGUACGCGGUGCUGAACUCGGCGCCCUCUGCUGGCAGUGACAGGGUUCUGGUCUGCAGCGUCUACGGCUUUUACCCCAAAGACGUCACCGUGUCCUGGACCAACCACCACCAACCCCUGACCAUCGGAGUGACCAGUACUGACCUAAUGCCCCACGCAGACUGGUACUACCAACUGCACUCACAGCUGGAGUACUCCCCCAGGUCUGGAGACCAGAUUUCCUGUGUGGUUGAACACAUCAGUCUCAAAGAGCCCCUGGUCCUGGACUGGGAGGACGCUGUCUCGGACGGGGACAGGAAUAAGUUUGCCAUUGGAGCGUCUGGUCUGGUCCUGGGUCUGGUUCUGUCUUUGGCCGGGUUCAUCUUCUACAAACACAAGUCCAGAGGCUGGGUCAUGGUCUCUCGUGGUUCCUGAAGUCUCGUCUUGUGACGUUUGGACUAAAUCUUCUUCUUUUGCUGAAAUCAGAAUGAAACAUAUUUAAUAAAAGUGAUUUUAAACAGAUGAAGAUGAAACUUUAUGGUUCAUCUGGUGUUUUUUAUGAUCUUAAUGUCUCUGUGUCCCUCGUCCUCCAGUUCAGACUAAACCUGGAGGACGAGGUGCAGGACUAAAGUCCUGUCUCCUUUAAUGAGUUAAACAGAUUAUUCACACAAAUCAAAUGUAAACAUGAUGAUUAUUGAUCUGUGAAACUCUCCGUUUGAGGGCGUUUUUCUGGUGUGGCUUUAAUAAAAUAUAAAUGUGAUUA